Didymodactylos carnosus is the source of this 699-nucleotide messenger RNA. The record is from the annotation of a GenBank genome assembly. Lineage: Eukaryota; Metazoa; Rotifera; Eurotatoria; Philodinida; Philodinidae.
AUGUUUUCGGAAAUAGGACUAAAUAUGUAUAAUGAGGAAGGAGAAGAACAGAAUGAUCAAGAUUGUUUAAGUAUAACCAGUAUCGAUACCAAUUUGGAAGAUUUGGAAACAGACAACCUAAGAAAAUAUGAAUACUCAUGUAAAAUGUUAGAUGUUAGUAGUGAUCGACAAAUGUGUGAUCUUCUUCAAUACGAUAACAUAACAAUUACAGCUCGAACAUUUUGUUUUAAUGAUUUUCGAGCAUUUUUCAGUACUAUUGAACAUAAAACGCUCUCUACACUCAAUUUAAGUAGAAAUAAAUUAGAGGCGAAAUCGGCCAUAUUUAUGGGAACAUCAUUAAGUAUGAACUUCACUCAGUCAGAAUGUGGUAUACUAAAAAUGUCUUCAACAUGUUUAGCUAACAACUAUAGUCUUAUCAAGUUAAAUUUAAGUUGGAAUCAAAUUAGAGGCCGAGGAGCUGUUGCACUAUUACGAGCAUUUGAAGUUAAUACUGGUAUCAAAGAUCUUGAUUUAUCUUGGAAUGGACUCGGUUACGAUGGCUCGCUUGCUCUACGUCGAAUUUUUAAAAUAAAUGAAACAUUGACAUAUUUAAAUAUUAGUCACAAUAAUACUGACUUGAAAGCGGCGAAAGUAAUUGCUCAAGGAAUAGCUGGAAACACUGCACUGGAAUCAUUGCUCGUAAAUGAUUUAAAUGAAUGA